This is a messenger RNA of Doryrhamphus excisus (bluestripe pipefish), 13194 nucleotides long. RefSeq names its product dynein cytoplasmic 2 heavy chain 1 (gene dync2h1). Lineage: Eukaryota; Metazoa; Chordata; Actinopteri; Syngnathiformes; Syngnathidae. Gene Ontology annotation, biological process: microtubule-based movement. The record is from RefSeq and is a predicted model, not a curated record. Gene Ontology annotation, cellular component: axonemal dynein complex. Gene Ontology annotation, molecular function: ATP hydrolysis activity; dynein light intermediate chain binding; dynein intermediate chain binding.
GUGGCAACCACGCAGGCGUAAUGUCGGUAGCGAACGGCAACAGUUUGCAAUGCAACCAUUCACGGAAUUAGUGACUUAAAUAUUACGAAAGAGGACUGAAUGUGAGCUUGAGCAUCGACAAAGUGCUAUUUUCUCCAAAAUACAAGGUCCUCAAUCUAAUCUACGUGAGGCACAUCCGCUCUCAGAGCAAAUGACCCAGGAAGCAAAUGAUACUCGUAAGAAGUUUAUUCUUACCACGACGGGAAACUUCUAUGAGCUAAAUGCGCCGACCAUCUUGAAUGACAGCCCAGAGCUCAACAACUUCCUGGACGAUGGAAACGAAUUUGUCUUGUCCAUCAGCAGACAUGAAAACCAUCUGCAGCUGUCAAAUAAGAUUGAAGCAUUGGAAGGCAGUAGAGACAAAGUGUUGGUGUUCUUCAAGCUCUACCCUACAGUUAUCACAGAGGAGAACAUCCAUCAGAGCAUCCUUGUGUCAUCCAUGUUGGAGUCCCCCAUCAACACUUUGUACCAGGCUGUGAGACAGGUUUUUGCGCCUGUGCUGCUCAAGGAUGAACGCUGGAAGUCUGCUUUUGAUCCGAAGCUCGCAGGUCUGCUGAAUGAGUUGGAGCUAGGUCUGGGUUCAGUCAUUCGCCAGUCUGGAGCACAGACGUCUGCCUUGAAAAAAGGCAACUCGGAAGAUGAUGUUUUGGGUAUUCUUACCCCUAGUGAUGAGUUCCUAUACUGGGCAGACAUCUGUGAAUCUGCAAAGAAGACCGAAGUGAAAGAAAGAGCUAUGUAUUUUACAGAGCAAUUUAAUCUUAUAGAGAAGGAGUAUUGUGGUCUUGAUGGCCUGUCUAUGUCUGAUGUUCUGGAUCUGGUGGAGCAAAGCAGAGACACUUUAGACGGUGUCUGGCGGCAGCUCGAUUAUGAACCUUAUCCAGAGACACGCAUGGUCCGACUAAUGGAUGUUAUUGGUGGAGCCCUUGGCCGUUAUGUCCAAAAGAAGCUGAGUGAUGUUAAAAUCUUUGAGCAGCCAUUUGUGUCUGUGAGGGAGAGCUUGAAGACAGGGGUUACUAUCUGUGAGCAGUGGGUUGCAGUUUGUGAGCAUCUGACUGGACAGGUGUGGAAGAGACACGCACCUCAUGCCUGGAAGGGAAACAAACACUGCCCGCAAACCUUGCACUGCCUUGGCAAACGAUUGGACGAAGUGUUGUCGCUACGGAUUUUCCAUGAGAAGCUGCUGCGUUUGUUACCAGCAGGAAAGCAGCAGGCUCUGACUUCUGAUUGUGUUUUUGAACCAUUCUCUGGCCUCAAUCCUCUCCAAUACAACCCUUACACCGAGCCUCUCUGGAGGGCGGCAGUGGCCCAGUUUGAACGCAUGAUGGCUCCCUCAGAGCGGGAGAUGGCAGGCAGACUAAAGAGCUACAUUGCUGAUGUACAAGACAACCCUCAACAGCUGUUACAGGUGUUUCAAAAGCACAAAGAGUUAAUCAGGCGCCCCACUGUUAGAAAUGAGCUGCAGUCAGAGAGAGACACUCUACUGGCAAAACUACUGGAUUACAACAAAGGCUUGAAGACAGAUUUUGAAAGUCGCUGCCAUGGAAGUCCAGGAGAGAAGUCUGGGCCACUCAUGGGCAGAAACCUUUCGGACGUGGUCAAUAAAAUUGUCUGGGUUCAGCACAUCAUACAUAAGGUAGAAGACUGUGUCCGGAUUUCUGAGGCUUUGCUGUCAGAUCUGUCAGGGUUCAAAGGGUUUGUUCAUUUCUGUGAUGACCUACUGGAGAUUCUGAGGGCUUAUGAACAGGAUCAGUUUGACGACUGGUCCAGAGAUGUCUUAUCGGGCUUGGCUGAUCCAAAGUCAGGACUCAGUCUCCAAGCGAGUAAUCGAGUGAUGGAAUUGGACCAUGUGGAUGGCAGGCUGAAGAUCCAUUAUUCUGACAGAUUGGUCAGUCUGCUGAGGGAGGUCAGGCAGCUGUCUGCUCUGGGCUUUGCUAUUCCUGCCAAGAUCCAGCUGGCUGCCAGUACUGCAGAUAAAUUCCACAGGCAGGCCAUUGUCCUCAAACAGGUGGCAAAUUUCUACAAUACCAUCGACCAGCAGAUGAUUCCCUCUCAAAGACCAAUGAUGCUCACUCUUGCUUUGGCCUUUGAGCAAGUCAUCAAGAACCCACGCUCUCAGUCAAAGGACUCGGGCGGUAAACUACACAUCACCUGGGACAAUCCUAAAGAGUUGGAGGUGUACAUCUCCAAACUGCAGUCUGCCACUGAGAAACUAUCCACGGAAAACAGGAAGCUACGCAAAUGGCACACGGACUUCAUUGACAAGGUUGUGACACUGAUGAAUGUUGACUUGUUGAGACAUCAGCAGCGGUGGAAAGAAGGUCUACAGGAGCUCCGUACUGGCUUUUCCACUCUGGAGGCUCAGGGCUUUCGAUCUGAUGACAUGCGGGCAUGGCGUCAGCACUGGAAUCAUCAACUCUACAAGGCUCUGGAGCACCAGUACCAGACUGGACUGGAAGCUCUGAACAAGAACCUACCUGAAAUACACAUUGAUCUCACUUUCAAACAAGGACGACUGCAGUUCCAACCUUCAUUCGAAGAGGUGCGAGCGCGCUAUUACAGGGAGAUGAAGAGGUUCAUCUCAAUCCCAAACCAGUUCAAAGGUGUCAGCGCACCGGGGGAUCAGGUUAUCUUCACUGCUAUGAUUGACAGGAAUGCUUCUGGAUUCCUCACCAUCUUCAGCAAGGCGGAAGAUCUUUUUAGCCGCCUGCAGGCUAUCCUACACAAGUACAAGGAGUGGGUGGUGCUGGGUCAGGUGGAUUUAGAGAAGUUUGUGGAGAAACACCUGAACUCGGUGCAGGAUUGGGAGAGAAAUUUCAAGGCUUUGAAAGCCAGAGGAAAAGAAUUAGAACGUCUGCCGAGCCAGGAGAAGGUGGACUGUAUCACAGUCAACUGUGAGCCACUAAAAAGUGCCAUUGAUGGCCUGAUCCAGAGGCUCUUUGACCUCCUGCUAAUGUCACUCAGAAAGUCCAUACAAGGCCACACACAGGACAUAGACAGCUUUGUGUCUGAGUCAAUGGAGACGUUGUCCACACGACCAGAAAAUAUUGAAGAGAUUAGUGCAUCCAGUGGCAAAUAUAACCAGAUAGUUGCCCGCAAACCCGAGAUUCUACCUCAGUUCAAGUCGAUGGAAGAGAAGAAUCGUUUGCUGCGAGUAGUAUCUGGGGCGGGCCUGGACUCCUUGUCCCCCCUGAGGGCCAAAUGGGACAAACUAGAGCUUGUCAUGGAGAGCCAUCAGCUUAUGAUCAAAGAUCAGGUGGAAGUGAUGCGGUGUCAUACUACUGAUCGCAUCAAUGCCUACAGAACAGAUUUGGAGCGUUUCAAGGCCCGCUGGGACCAGCUGAAGCCCAAAGAUGAGCUGCUAGAAACUGGUGAUCACACUGCCCUCCUUGCCAAUCUUCAGACCAUCAGGGAUAAACAGCAAGAGUUCCAGGAGCUGGAGUUAGUCCGCAAUAAACUAAUGGACGAUUGUGCCUACUUCAACUUGGAGGUUUCAACUUUCCCUUUGGCAGACGAGACGAAACAAGACAUGGAGGAGUACAGCCAGAUGUGGGGGCUGUACGAGGAGUGGCACCAAGGUUUCACAGAGAAGGCUCAGGAGGACUGGAUCUCCUUUAGGAGCAAGACAUAUUUGUUUGAGGAAUUUCUUUUUGCGUGGCAGGACAAACUUAGGAAGCUGGACCAACCUACAGCCAUUUCUGUUAAAUUGCAAGAAGAAGUGGAUAAAUACAAGAAUAUUGUUCCGGUGCUGAAGUAUGUGCGUGGGGACCACCUGUCCCAGGACCAUUGGUUGGAUAUGUUCCGUUUGCUUGGUCUUCCAAGAGGGAUGACUUUAGAAAGGCUCACCUUUGAUGACCUCCUUGCAGUGGCAGAUAACAUUAUAGCAAAGGCCUUAGAGCUUAAGGAUCUGAACAGCCGCGCCCAGGCGGAGGUGACAAUCAGAGAAGCCCUGAGAGAGCUGGAUUUGUGGGGGGCUGCGGCUACCUUCAACCUCACAGAAUACAGUGGCAGCAGCGGCCGCACUCUGACCAUCAUUAAGGACUGGAAGGAUAUCGUCAGCCAGGUAGGAGAUAACCGCUGUCUGCUGCAGUCUCUGAAGGACUCUCCCUAUUACCGCAACUUCCACGACAAGGUCAGCUUGUGGGAAGUACGACUGUCAGACUUAGACGAAUACCUGCUGAGUCUGAAUGCCAUCCAGAGGCGAUGGGUUUAUUUGGAGCCUAUCUUUGGACGGGGAGCAUUGCCCCGAGAGGAGGCCCGCUUCAAACGGGUUGAUGAAGACUUUAGGUCCAUCAUGUCAGACAUUCAGAGGGACAACCGAGUCAUUUCUCUGAGCUCAAGAGCUGGCAUCAGAAACUCCUUGGUCACCAUAAUGGAUCAAUUACAGCGUUGCCAGAAGUCACUCAAUGAGUUCCUGGAGGAGAAGCGCUCUGCUUUCCCAAGAUUUUAUUUCAUAGGAGAUGAUGAUCUGUUGGAAAUUCUUGGUCAGGCCACAAACCCCACAGUCAUCCAGUCACACCUCAAGAAACUCUUUGCUGGCAUCCAUAGUGUUGUGUUUGAUGAGCAGUGCCAGCACAUUGUGGCCAUGUGUUCUUUGGAGGGAGAGAUGGUACCUCUCAGAAGUACUGUUCUUAUCUCCAGCCUUGUGGAGGUGUGGUUGAAUGACCUGUCUAAUGCAAUGAAGGGGACUUUGAAGCAAAUGCUGUAUGAAUGUGUGACAGCGGGGAAACAAGGGGAAGUGGACCCCUCUCGUUAUCCAUCACAAAUUUUAUGCCUCGCCGAGCAAAUCCAGUUCACGGAAGACGUGGAAAGAGCUCUCAAGGAACAGAAUCUGCAGCAGCUGGAGUUGGAACUCAAUGCCAAACUGGAACAUUACACAACAGUGGACACCACCUCCGACGACCACACAAAUACAGACACUGGUAUUCUGCAGCUGAAAUUGAAGGCCUUAAUUCUGGACAUUAUCCACAACAUCAGUGUAGUGAAGCAGCUGAAACAGGCAGGAGUCAGCAGCCUCGAUGCCUGGGCCUGGCAGAAGCAGCUCCGCUUUUACAUGGGCCCAGACAAGUGCUGCCACAUUCAUAUGGUGGAUGCACAGUUCACCUAUACAUACGAGUACCAGGGUAAUGCAGCAAAGCUGGUGCAUACUCCGCUGACUGAUAAAUGCUACCUGACUCUGACUCAGGCUAUGAAGAUGGGGCUCGGUGGAAAUCCCUAUGGGCCAGCUGGAACAGGCAAGACUGAGUCUGUCAAAGCACUGGGGGGCCUGUGUGGACGCCAAGUGUUGGUAUUCAACUGUGAUGAGGGCAUUGAUGUGAAAUCAAUGGGACGAAUUUUUGUGGGCCUGGUGAAGUGCGGUGCGUGGGGCUGCUUCGACGAGUUCAAUCGUUUGGAGGAGGCAGUGCUAUCUGCAGUUUCCAUGCAGAUUCAAGCCAUUCAGGACUCUCUUAAACAUCAAAAAGCCACAUGCGAACUCAUGGGGAGGGAGGUGGAUUUGGACCCAAACUCUGGAGUGUUCAUCACACUGAAUCCCGCAGGAAAAGGAUACGGAGGCCGACAGAAGCUCCCAGACAACCUAAAGCAGCUUUUCAGGCCUGUGGCCAUGACCAGACCUGACAAUGAACUUAUUGCCGAAGUCAUUUUGUACUCUGAGGGCUUUAAAAAUGGAGAGAUACUGGGUGGAAAACUGGUCGCAGUCUUUAACCUGGCCAGAGAGCUGUUGACCCCACAGCAGCACUACGACUGGGGUUUGCGUGCUUUGAAGACAGUGCUAAAGGCCUGUGGUAGUUUGCUGCAGCAACAGAGGAGAAGCCAUGACAAGGACAAGAUUCAAGAGAGCAAUCUGGUGGUUCAGGCACUGCGACUUAACACCAUGUCCAAGCUGACGUUUGCUGAUAGCUCACGCUUUGAUGCCUUGCUGAGGGACGUCUUCUCCGGGGUAAAUUUCACUGAUGUUGAGGACAUGACCCUUACGCAGGCCCUGGAACAGGUCUACAAAGAGAGCCGACUGGAGCCUAUACCUACUCAGCUGAAGAAGGCACUGGAGCUGAAUGAGCAACUGAGACAGCGUAUGGGUGUAGUGGUUGUGGGGCCAAGUGGAGCAGGGAAGUCUACUCUGUGGAGGAUGCUCCGGGCUGCUCUCAAUAAGACAGGCAGAGUGGUAAAGCUGUACACAAUGAAUCCUAAAGCGAUGCCUAAACAACAACUUCUGGGACACAUUGACAUGGACACCAGAGAGUGGGCUGAUGGUGUCCUGACACAUAGUGCUAGAAAUGUGGUUAAAGAAUCCCAGGAUGUAAGCUCCUGGAUUGUGUGUGAUGGUGACAUCGAUCCAGAGUGGAUUGAGAGUCUGAACUCCGUGCUGGAUGACAAUCGCCUGUUAACCAUGCCUAGUGGAGAACGCAUCCAGUUUGGACCGAAUGUCAACUUCCUGUUUGAGACUCACGACCUGAGCUGUGCUUCUCCGGCGACGAUAUCUCGCAUGGGCAUGAUCUUUCUCAGUGAUGAGGACAUAGAUGUAGCUGCUUUGGUGAAAUCAUGGCUCUGCAAUCAACCAGAGGAGUCUCGCUCUAAUUUAGAGAACUGGCUGGCGGAUUACUUCCAACGAUCUCUGGACUGGGUCUUCAAACAGAAUGACUUUGUGGUGGAAACCAGCCUGGUGGGCACAAUAUUCAAUGGCCUGUCUCAUCUCAACGCUGUGACUGAGCGAGGUCAGUUCAUCAUCGGCCUUCUCAGAGGGUUAGGAGGAAAUCUCAAUCUGAAAACAAGACAAGAUUUUGCCAAAGAGUUGUUGAGCUGGGCAAGAGAAAGCCCACCGAACAUGAGGAAGCCUCUGGAUACCUACUUUGACCCUGACAGCGGCCACCUUGCAUCGUAUACAUUCCAGCGCCCUGAUAGUCUCACGCUGGAGCAUCUCUCCCAUUCACAUUCUUUGCCUGUUAUUGAGACUCCAGACAUGCAGAGGGCACUGCAUUGCUUCUCCCCAUGGCUCACCGCUCAGCACAGACAACCAUUCAUGGUGGUGGGACCAGAGGGUUGUGGGAAAGGAAUGCUCUUGCGCUUUGCUUUCUCACGGCUGCGCUCCACCCAAGUGGCCGUGGUCCACUGUAGCGCCCAGACCUCAUCCCGCCACGUCCUCCAGAAGCUCAGUCAGACCUGCCUGUUACUCAGCUCCAACACCGGUCGAGUCUUCAGACCCAAGGACUGUGAGAACUUGGUUCUCUACCUAAAAGACAUCAACCUACCAAAACCUGACAAAUGGGGGACCAGCAACCUCACAGCCUUUCUUCAACAGGUUUUAACAUAUAAAGGGUUCUAUGAUGAAAAUCUGGAGUGGGUGAGCCUGGAGAACAUUCAGGUGGUGGCCUCAAUGUCAACAGGUGGUGCGGUCGGGAGCCAUUCUCUCACAUCUCGCUUUUCAUCAAUAGUCCGCAUCUGUACCAUAGACUAUCCAGACCGUGAACAGCUGCAGACUAUCUACUCAGCCUAUCUGCAGCCAAUUCUCCAACACAGUUUGGGCAGCCAAGCGUCCUGGGCCAGCACAGGGAAAACACACCAGCUGGCUGGUUCUCUGGUGCAGCUCUAUGAACAGGUGAAAGCCAAGUUUACAGUAGAUGACUACAGUCACUAUCUUUUUACACCGUGUAUCCUGACGGAAUGGGUCCUCAGCUUGUUGCGAUAUGACCUCACUGCAGCUCAAUCAGAUGUGACUGAUAGCGUGCUUGAGGUGGUAGCACACGAGGCCAGGAGGCUCUUCAGAGACCGUCUGGUUUCCUCCAAAGAUCUUCAUGCAUUUGAUAACAUGCUCUCCGCCAUCAUCCGUGGCGACUGGAGCUCUGACGCUCUCGACAACAUGGCUGAUGGUUUCUAUGUGACGUGGGGUGUGUCUGAAGGAGUUGUAAUGACUCCAGGCCAGUCUCUUCCUCCUCACGGUAAACAACUGGGACGUCUGCAUUCUGCUGACCUCAAGCAAGUAAUUCAGAAGGGACUAGUGCUGUAUAGUCGUGAUAACAGAGAGCUGGACCUCCUUCUCUUUUGGGAAGUGUGCGACUUUGUGUCGAGGCUGGAUCGCGUGCUGAGCCGACCAGGUGGUUCGCUGCUUUUGGCAGGUCGGAGUGGAGUUGGGCGGCACACAGCCACAUUCCUGGUGUCGCACAUGCACACGUAUCCCUUGUUUACCCCAAAGAUCUCCCGGGGUUAUUCCCUUAAAAAUUUCAAGAAUGAUCUCAAGACGGUGAUGCAGUUGGCAGGAAUAGAAGGGCAGCAGGUUGUUUUUCUGUUGGAGGAUUAUCAGUUUGUCCACACUGCUUUCCUGGAGAUGAUCAACAGCUUGCUCUCAUCUGGUGAGGUUCCUGGGCUGUACACCCCGGAGGAACUGGAACCUCUCCUCUCUUCCCUCAAAGAUUCUGCUUCCCAGGAUGGAUUCACUGGACCACUCUACAACUACUUCUCCUUCAGAAUCCAGCAGAACCUUCACAUCGUUCUAAUAAUGGACUGCUCUAAUCCCAACUUCACUAUUAGUUGUGAGAGCAAUCCAGCUUUUUACCGCGAGUGUUCUGUCCAGUGGAUGGAAGGAUGGUCUGAAAGUAGCAUGAAGAAGAUUCCCGAAUUGUUGCUUGCAAAGACGAGUCCCGAUGGAGAGAAUGACGCCAAAAAGAAGACAAGUUCAGGUCAGCAGGAAGACGUAAGCCGUCUGUUCCUGAUGGUUCACGAGUCAUGUAGACAACAUGGCGCCACACCAAGCCAGUACAUGGCCUUUCUACACCUUUACAAUGCCAUAUAUGGCCGGAAGCAGAUGCAGCUCACAACGAGACAACAACAUCUGCAGGCUGGUGUGUCAAAGCUUAAUGAUGCCAAGGCUUUGGUUGAUGAGCUGAAGAGGCGGGCUGCAGAGCAGAGCAUACUGCUGAAGACUAAACAACAAGAGGCUGAUUCUGCUCUGCAGGAAAUCACCAACUCCAUGCAGAAUGCCAGUGACCAGAAGGCAGAGAUGGAAAAGAUUCAAGCGAGGAUGGCUCAAGAAGUAUCCAAGAUUGAAGAAAGAAAGGCCAAAAUAGAUAAUGAACUGAAGGAAGUAAAGCCUUUAGUGGAUGAGGCGAUGCAUGCGGUGGGAAACAUCAGGCCUGAAGCUCUGUCCGAGAUCCGUUCACUCCGCAUGCCACCGGAUGUCAUUCGGGACAUUCUGGAGGGGGUACUGAGACUGAUGGGUACCUUUGACACCUCCUGGGUCAGCAUGAAGAGCUUCCUUGCUAAGCGUGGUGUGAGGGAGGAAAUAGCCACAUUUGAGGCCAGGAACAUUACCCCCGAGAUUCGACACAGUGUGGAAGAGCUGCUUAACAGGAACAGAGCCUCCUUUGACCCCAAGAAUGCAAAACGGGCAAGUGCAGCGGCUGCCCCACUCGCUGCCUGGGUCAAAGCCAAUGUCCAGUACUCCCAUGUACUACAGAGGAUUGAGCCUCUGGAGCGAGAGCAGGCUGGACUAAUGGACAACCUAAGGAAAACAGAAAGCAGGAAGAAUAAGCUUGAGAACCAACUCAACUCAGUUGGAGCCAAAGUGAAUGAGCUCAAAGAGAAGUUUCAGUGUCACACUGCAGAGGCAGCUAAGCUGGAGGCCGAGGUGACAAAAGCUCAAGAUACAAUCAAUGCUGCCGAACAACUGAUUUCCCAACUGGACGGAGAACAUAAGCGGUGGAAUGCACAGAUGUCUGAGAUCAAGAAUGAGUUGGAUACACUCCCCAUGAGAGCAAUGCUUGCUGCAGCCUUCAUCACCUAUUUGUCUGCAGCUUCUGAAGAUCAUCGAAGACAUUGUCUGGAAACUUGGAUGUCUCACUCAGGACUGCAGAAAUUUGACUUCAGGUCAUUCCUGUCCUUGGAGAGUGAACAGUUGAUCUGGAAGAGUCAAGGGCUGCCGUCCGAUGACCUGUCCAUGGAGAAUGCUAUUGUCAUCCUACAGAUCAAUGAACUUAAGUUGCGGAGUGUUGCAUGUCCUUUCCUGAUUGACCCUUCCUCUCGCGCCACUGAGUGGCUCUGCACACACCUCAAAGAAAAUCGACUUGAGGUCAUAAACCAACAGGACAGUAACUUCAUGACAGCCCUGGAGCUAGCAGUCAGAUUUGGAAAAACUCUCAUCAUUCAAGAGAUGGAUGGAGUGGAACCAGUGCUUUACCCACUGUUGAGGAGGGACCUCAUCGCACAAGGGCCAAGAUACGUUGUACAGAUUGGAGACAAGGUUAUUGAUUACAAUGAGGACUUCCGACUCUUCUUGGCAACACGCAAUCCUGCUCCUUUCAUCCCUCCUGAUGCGGUCUCUGUGGUUACGGAGAUUAACUUUACUACCACAAGGGCAGGCCUGCGAGGACAGCUUCUGGCAUUGACCAUCCAACAUGAGAAACCAGAAUUAGAGACGGAGAAAACAAGACUACUACAACAAGAAGAAGACAAGAAAAUACAGCUUGCUCUAUUGGAGGAGUCAUUGUUGGAGACCCUGGCCACAUCGCAGGGGAAUAUUCUGGAAAACAGGGAGCUGAUAGACAGUCUAAACCAGGCCAAAGCAAGCAGUGCCCUCAUCCAGGAGUCACUACUUGAAUCACACCGGCUGCAAGCAUCCCUGGACCAGGAGCGCGAUGCCUACCUCCCUCUUGCAGAGAGUGCCAGCAAGAUGUACUUUGUCAUCACAGACCUGUCGAAGAUCAACAACAUGUACCGCUUCAGCCUGGCUUCAUUUCUGCGCCUCUUCCAAAGGGCUCUUCAGGCCAAGAAGGACGUAGAGAAUACUGAAGACAGGAUUGCUGCUUUGGAAGCAAGCUUGAAGAAUAUGGUGUAUGAAUACGUCUGCCGCUCACUUUUCAAGGUUGACCAGUUAAUGUUUGCAAUGCACUUUGCCAAGGGCAUGUAUCCCGAGCUCUUUAAGGAGAAUGAAUGGGAUGUCUUCAUUGGCUCCAUUGUUGGGGAAAUGUUUAAACACGAGGAAUUCCCAUCCUGGAUUGAUCAGGAGAGACAUCGAUCAGUAGCAGUUUACAAGGCUACAUUUACAGCCCUCUAUCAGUCCCUGUGUUUGAAUGACUCAGACCUUUGGAUGUCCUUCGCACGGAGCUCACAUUGUGAACAGGAAAUUCCAGCCACCAUUGCCAAGAAAAUGACUCCCUUUCAGCAGCUGUUAUUGGUUCAAGCAGUCAGACCAGAUCGACUUCAGAGUGCUAUGACAGCCUUUGCCUCGCAGGCCUUGGGUAUGAAGGAACUCUCUCCUCCUCCGCUGAACCUACGACGUCUAUACUCUGAGACACUGGAAUGGGAACCUGUGCUGAUCAUCACCUCACCAGGAGCCGACCCAUCCCAGGAGCUCACAGAACUUGCCACAGACACUGUGGGUCGGGACCAGUAUCACGAGAUCUCGAUGGGUCAGGGACAGGCCGACGUGGCCUUGGCUACACUCAGAGAGUGUUCCCGAAAUGGAGAGUGGCUUUGCUUAAAGAAUCUUCAUCUUGUCACAGCGUGGCUACCCCUCCUAGAAAAAGAGCUAAAUGCACUUCGUCCCAAAGAAGGCUUCCGGUUUUGGAUGACAUCAGAGGUUCACCCGAGAUUCCCUCCCAUACUGCUGCAGUCCAGCCUCAAGAUCACUUAUGAGGAUCCUCCUGGGCUGAAGAGGAACCUGUUGAGGACUUAUGAAUCCUGGUCUCCGGAGCACAUCAGUAAAGGCGGAAAACUGGCCCGUGCCCAGUCUCUCUUCUGUCUGGCCUGGUUUCAUGCUGUCUGUCAAGAGAGACGCAACUACAUACCACAGGGUUGGACUAAGUUCUAUGAGUUUUCCUUAUCAGACCUGCGUGCUGGUUUUGACAUCAUUGAUAGGCUAUUUGAAGGAGGUAAACCUUUCCAGUGGGAGUUUGUCCAUGGUCUCUUGGAAAGCGCCAUCUAUGGCGGACGCAUCGACAACCCAUCUGACCUCCGCAUCUUACGCUCCUACCUGGAGCAGUUUUUCUCCGCACGACUCUUAUCUUCCCUCUCAGCCGGGCAGGGAAAGAGCAAAGGGGCACGCUUUCUUCCAUCUCAGAUCAGCCUUCCAAAUUCUUGCUGCAUUCUGGAUUACCGUGGUGUCAUCGAGAAUCUCCCAGAGGAUGACAGGCCUGUAUUCUUUGGACUGCCCGCUAACAUAGAAAGAACCUCACAGAGGAUCAUCAGCUCGCAGGUGAUUUCACAACUUCGUGUCAUAAGCCGCUCGGUGGCAACAGGGUCCAAGUUUGACAGGGAUCUCUGGUCUCAUGGACUGUCACCCAUCCUCAACUUGUGGAAAAAACUCAACAAGGGUUCUACGCUGAUCCAACAGAAGGUCACACCACCUACAGAUCAUCGUGGGUCACCAGUACAGUCAUUUAUUGUUCUCGAACAGUUCAAUGCCAUUCGUUUGGUUCAGAGUAUCCACCAGUCUUUAGCUGCCCUCAGCAAAGUGAUUCGAGGCACUGAACUUCUCACUCCUAAGGUCCAAAAACUGGCAACUGCCUUGCUCAAUCAAGAGUGUCCUUUGACAUGGCAAAAUAUGUGGGAGGGACCAGAAGAGCCAAUGCAGUACUUAGGAGCUGUAGUCAUGCGUGCGCUUGCCUUACAGGGUUGGGUGGAACGUGCAGGCAAGCAAGCUCUUCUGUCGGACACGUUGGAUCUGUCGGAGCUCUUCCACCCUGAUACCUUCCUCAAUGCUCUAAGACAGGAGACUGCCAGAUCUUUGGGUUGUUCUAUGGACAGUUUGGUGUUUGCAUCAUCAUGGAGGAGUCCCAUUGUUGGAGCGAUGCUUCAAGUCAAGGUGGGCGGUCUACAGCUGGAAGGUUGUAGUUUUGACGGUGUCCAUCUUUGUGAAAACCAGCAUGAUUCCCCCGGUGUGUCAGCUGUGCCUCUCUGCUACAUGGCCUGGGUUCCGCAGAAUUCUACUGCUGACCAGGCUGCUUCGGAGGAGAACAUCUGGCUUCCUCUGUACCGUAGCUCUGAGAGGGUGAAGGUAGUCACGCACAUCAGCGUGCCCUGCAGAAGCAACCCCAGCCAGUGGAUACAGACCGGUGCCGCCCUUUUUCUUAAACAACAAUGACACAGCUUCUUGGACUACAUGUAUGUUGGAGAGUUUAUUUUCCUCAUUGUAUAUAUUUUUUUCGCUAAUAAAGAUGAUAUUCUUCUGUA